AUGCAACCAGAAGAUGUUGAAAUAUUUUUAGGCAUAUCAGAGAUAUACUUCAGACUUAGACCAACAAUUUUGCCAGUUGCUGUUAGAGAAUUGCAAUCUAUUACACAAAAUAAGAAAUUUUCAACAAAUUUCUUAGAUUAUUUAACUAAUGAUAAGGAAUACAUGACAAUUCUUAUUGAAACAUUUGAAAAUGGUAAAAGCAUGUCAUCAAGACGUGUCAGCCACACAUGCAAAAAUACUACAGAUUACAUUAUCCAUUCAUAUCACAUUUUGAAAAGAAUUCUUUCCCAAAAUCCAGCAACAUUUAGUCAAGUGAUUAGAGUUGUUUCAGAUUACAUCACAGGAAAAGUCGAAUAUAAAGAUGCUCAUGCAAUGUUGAUUGCCUUAACGAAUAACGUCUCCAUCAUCAAGCUUUUGAAUAAGAGCUUCAUACAAAAGGACAUUAACCAUAGUAAUUACGCCGAAACAAAUGGAAUGCUAGUUACAGAACUUCCUGACGAAGAUACAGUAGAAAAAAUAGGCGCACCAGACUUUGGAGUACCAGAUGUUUCAAUUGUCAAAGACAGAAGGCUUCCAAUUACACCUAUUGUUGAAGAUCCACCAGAUAAAGCUCAUCAACGAGAUUUAGCAUGUUUAAUAUCGUUAUCAGAGUCAGAUGUUUCUCUAGUGUUCGACGAAUACUUACCACCUCAAGUUGACCCCGAAUUUCCAGAUACAGUUUUCUUAUAUACUGAUUCUCGCAGCGGAAAUGAGAAACAGAAGAUCGGACCAUCAUACAUUGAUAACUCACAGUUAAGAUUUACGUCUGCAUUUAUCAGCCCGUAUCUUGUUGAUAUUUACAACGUAAAUAACCAAUAUUUGACCAAUCCUUUGAACAACACCGGCGGCGAAGAUAAAGAAGACAGGCAGGCAGAAAUAUUAACAGACCAAAUAUUCGAAAAGGAUAAAUUCGAAAGAGCUUAUUUGAAUUUCCCUGCAAAAGACCAUGAUUCCAACCUUAGAUACAUCAUCAGCCAGUUAUAUUCCAAGAAUUAUUCGGCUCUUGUUAUUGAUUCUUCGUCGAAAAAUCCGAAAAUUUUCGAAAAUGUUAUUCGACCAAGAAUUUUCAAUGCGCUUCUUAACCACAGCUUGAGAUUAAGCUGGAAAUACUCUGAUAUUUACUUGGAGCAAGUGAAAUUCGCUCCUUUAGCUUUUGCUCCUUAUAAGUUCAUUAGAGACGCAAUGGGAAAGAAGAAACUUGCUAAAUCAGCGGAUUGGAUAUCAGAGAUCAUUCUCAUACCUACAUCUCAAGCAAUUCAAAACGAAUUUUAUGAGAUGAAAUUAAGAGACUCGGAUGUAAGCCUUAUUGAGAAAUGCAUGCUAUUCUACAGAUACUGGCUACUGAAAUACCAUCCGAAAGACUAUCCUCUAGGAAGAAAUGAAAUUUGCGCAACUGCAUUUCCUUGGGAUAUCCUUUUCGCUUCGAUUGUUAACCAUGCGGACCUCGAAAACAAGAUUGCUGAGCUCCCUGAUAUCCAUGAAAUUACAAGAUUAGCACAAGAAUCCCAAAAUGAAAUUUCAAAAGUUAAUAAGAAGUCAAAAGGUACCUCAGACCAAUUCAUGACUGUUUGGAAAAAAGAUGGCGAAGCAGUUAGCUUUUACAUUAGAAUUUAA
Trichomonas vaginalis G3 is the source of this 1653-nucleotide messenger RNA. RefSeq lists its product as uncharacterized. The record is from RefSeq and is a predicted model, not a curated record. The transcript has a single exon. The coding region runs from base 1 to 1653 and encodes 550 amino acids. Lineage: Eukaryota; Parabasalia; Trichomonadida; Trichomonadidae.